Molecule: messenger RNA, 483 nt
Organism: Solanum pennellii
Lineage: Eukaryota; Viridiplantae; Streptophyta; Magnoliopsida; Solanales; Solanaceae
Product: cytosolic sulfotransferase 12-like
Exons: 1
Coding region: 1-483 (160 amino acids)
Biological process (GO): sulfation
Cellular component (GO): cytoplasm
Molecular function (GO): sulfotransferase activity
Source: RefSeq, a predicted model, not a curated record
AUGUGGCAUUUCACAAAUAAAUGGAAGGAUGUAGAUCAAGAUGGACCAUGGCAUAUCGAAGAAGCUAUAGAGAAAUUUUGUUCAGGAUUUCCUGGUGAACCUUAUUAUGAUCAUGUUAUGGGAUUCAAAAAUGCAAGCUUGGAGAAACCUAAGAAUAUAUUUUUGAUAACUUAUGAAGAGCUAAUAAAAGACACGAAAAUUCAUGUGAAGCGAUUGGCGGAGUUUCUAGGGUUUCCGUUUAUGAAUCAUGAGGAGGAGGAAGUAGAUGAGAUAGUGAAGAAUUGUAGCUUUGAUAUUCUUAGUAGUUAUGAAGUGAACAAAUCUGAGGAUUUCCCUAGUUGGUUUCAAGUUCCCUACAAUUCUUUCUUUAGACAAGGUGUUGUUGGGGAUUAUAAAAAUUAUCUUGAUGCUAAGACAAUUGAAUGUAUUGAUGCGUUAACAAGAGACAAGUUUCAGGGAGCUGGUUUUAUGUAUGGCAUUUAG